CAAAUGCAAUGACGCUGCAGCUUAUGUGCAUAUAACAUAGUAAUGUGAUCCAAGCAACUGAAACGCAACAUACGUAGUUUGCAGCAUUCAUUUCGAUAUUUACAUUUAAAAGCAAUUUAUCCAUUGUAUUGUAAAAACAUUUUUUUGCAUUUAGCCGCAACGUUUCGAUUAUGAUACAAAUGUAUCUGAUAUGAUAUACUGUCAUUUUUACAUUUUGACCGCCAUUAUAUCUGAUAAAUCUUUUGAAGAUUACUGAAAUUUCUUCAUUGACGUGUCUGAAUGAUGAAAGGAUCAUGAAAGGAUAUCAAAUUAUGUUUAUCUGUCAUCCACUUUUUGCAAUAGUGGACAUAAACCAGUAUGGUAUCAUCUACAUUUGAGCACAGUGAACAUUUACAGUGAAAUUAAAGUGCGCGACUACAAUAGAAAUUAUUAUAUGAAUCGCAAUUGUGUAAUAUUUACUAAGCUACAGGAUUAGGAGUACCAAAAUCUGCAUAAGAGGUUCCUCAUAAACAGAAUAAUGGGUUGUAAUUCAUCAACAAGGACAAUUCCAGAAAAAGAAAAUGAUCGUAAAAAGUCUUUUGACUUAGUUCUGGACACUAUUUCUGAGGUCAGUCUUAAAACUGUUUCAAAACAAGACAUGGUAUCAGCAUAUGAAUCAGUUGAGAGUCUGGACGAUAUUAAUCUAGGAAAACUGGCAAAAUAUAAAAAGAUAUCUAAGCAGUAUUUGAAAGGCGGAUCAUUUCAUCACCUUGUGAACACUGAUGUCUUUGCACUUGAAGAUCAGAACGCUCUCGAAGAUAUUGCUAAAACAUUAUUAUUAGUUGCAAACCUCGGAAGUGUACUCGAUGGGAAAACAACCAUGUCAAGAGUGGGAAGAUUUCAAAAAGAUGUAACAAGAUAUGUUCGCGAAACUGGAAUUGAUAAGUUUUGUUAUCGGACUAUCAAAAAUUUUGAUCUCGACAAAGAGAAGUACAAAAAUACCAGUCACAAAAACGUUAAGUUUGCCAUUGCAACUCGUUGUCUACUGAUUUUGAAAAAUUACUGCGAAUGCUCUGAAGAUCUGGCCAUAAAUGUGUCAGAAGAUAAGGACAUUAUGUCAUUUCUGCGGAACAUACUGACGGGUGGCCAUAAGGAUAUAGUAGAAAAAGAAUCACAGACACUAAACAAAGAAGAAACGGACAAAAGACAACAAUAUGAGGCUGAAUAUGGAGAAGAAAUUAUAGUCGAUCCAUUGAUUGAUUUUGCUAUGGAUACCAUAUACCAUAUAUCAAUUUGGGAUACCAACUUUAACCGACUCCGAGACCUUGAUCUGCUGGAAGCUUUAGAGCCGUAUCUCAAAUCAGGCUUAAGAUUAGUUGCCCUACUCACAAUAGCUAAUAUAGUAGAUGAGGAAGAAUGCAAAAUAAUUAAAAGUCACACAGACGUUGUAGAGGAGCUGCUAAACAUUUUAAGACAAAGCAUGAAUGAAAAAUCACGCAGAUACAACACCUGGUCCAGCAGACAAUGUGGAUUAGGUAUUCGACGUCUGGCUCGAAACGACGUAAACAAAAAGAUGUUAUCAGAUUUUGGAGCAAUCGAACUGCUAGUGAAACUGUCGGACGGGGACGAAGACGAGCAACUUGAAAGUGUUCAAGCACUGUGGUAUCUAACAUUUGACAGUGACAUACGAAAGAAAAUAGUUGGUGACCAAGAGCUUGGUGUAGUUGAUGUUUUGAUUGAACUCAGCAAAUCAAAAAACAACAGAAUUCGGAAGACGUGCAUUGGUGCCUUGUGGACCCUCAGAGGGGAUUUGGCUGACUCAAACAUCAAGGAAUACAAACGGGCAGCCAUCGGGAUUGAAAGAUCAAAAGCUGUUGUAGAUACAAGUAGAUCACAACAUAUAAUGAUAUCGUACCAUUGGUCGAAUCAAAAGGAAAUGAAAACUAUCUGCAAAAGAAUAAAGCAGGCUGGUUUCAAGGUUUGGAUGGACAUAGAAAAACUUGAAGGGUCGACUGUGGACGCUAUGGCUGAUGCUGUAGAAAAUUCAAAAGUUGUUUUAGUAUGCAUGUCUCGAAAGUACAAGAACAGUCCUAAUUGCAGAGCAGAGGCAAAUUAUGCGUUUCAGAAGCAAAGAAGAAUUAUUCCGCUGAAGAUGGAGCGAGGCUACCAACCCGACGGCUGGCUUGGUUUCAUUAUUGGUACAUUGAAAUACUACGAAUUUAGUGGACAUUACUCUUUUGAUGAGAAAAUGAAAGAAUUAAUAAAAGGUCUCCAGACAGCAUACACAGACGAAAAGGAAGACUAAAUCGACUGAAUUUUCUUAUUCACAUUACUACAUACAUAUUUCCAUGUUUGAUUGAAAAUCCAUUUGAACUUGUCAUCAAGAACGCCUAUUCCACUGUAGCGAAGCUAAUCGUGUCGUGUGCAAAGUAAAAUGAUCAAAAGUUUGUCUAUUUGAGAACUACUUCAAGGCGUACUUGGCUAUGCUUCUGGUAGAGGGACACGAAAGUUAACUGGAUCUCAUUGCUGGUGAUGGUGAAUCAGUUGCUAUUGCUUUCGAGUUAGAAGCAUCAACUGCAGUUUUCUCAAUAUAUACAAUAAUCUGUUCGUAACAGGGCAUCACAGAUCAAGUAGUUAUUGCAAUCACAAGAACAUUAAAAUGCACUAAGGCUUCUGUAAAAACAAUUUCUUAUUUUUUAAUAAUAGCACUUGAGUACUUGAUGCAAUAUUAUGAACAACCAAAAGAGACAAUAUUGUCGAAAUGAAGGAGUUGGAACAUUUUCCGUACACCCUAUCAUUUUCAUCAGUUUGAGAAAACUCCGUAAUACCUAUCAUUUUCUAACGUCUCCAGCAAUACGUCGAAACGUUCGCAUUUUUUUUUACUUGGCAGGCCUUUACAAUUAGAAAAUGCAAUGCGUAAAUAAGAUUUCUAGUAGAUUAAUUAGGUAACUAUUGAGUAAAUGAUGAAAACUGGAAUUUCCCAUAACUCCUAUCCGCCGUAAAAACCCAAACACUUUUCUCACAUUUUUUUUAUAUUUGAUAAGUAAAGACAAUGUCGAUUUACCUUAUUUAUAAAUCCUCUAACACGGUUUGUAAAGAAGUAAACAACGCCAUGUUUUCCCGUACAUUUUAUCUUUUUUUGCACACGACACGAUUAGCUUCGCCACGAGUGUAUAAAAAAUAUCUAGCACAGUAUGCUCUAUGUUAUGAACAUGUUGGCCAAAAAUACAUAUAAUUAAUGAGUCCAUAUUGCAUUCUUCAUUUGUAAGAGGUAUCUCUAUAAAAGUAAAAUUGUAUAAACGGUUGAAUUGCAAUGAGCUGCUAGCUUCAUGAUUUUAGUACAUAAGGUAAAUCAAUUAAAAUGAACUUGCACAAAAUUAUAUACAAACAACUUGUUGCAUAUUGAUGAUAUGAUUCGAUCAGAUAAAAUAGAACAGGUUGUGUACGCGUCAAUUCUGCAAGCAUAAAUUGAUUCAGAUACAAACAUGAAAUAUAUAUUUCAUCUGUGACUCUGUCCGAAGCGCCAGUCCUCUUUAUCUAUUUACUGUCUUUUUUGUGCAGGCUGACAUUACAAAAGAGGCUAAUGUCGGUUUGAUAAUAUUAUUGCAAACAGGCACCAUGGAUAUUUAUACCAAGAAAUUGCUUCAAAUCGGAAAAGAACAUUUAGGCAGACCAAAAGUGAUAAGCAUUUUACCAAUGAUGAAUACAGGUGACUUUGGCCGAAACAGACCGCAACUAAAUUCCAAACAAAAAAAGAAACAGAAAAGUACAAAACAGGUUUACAACAUUUUAAACUGGAUUCCAAAAAUGUCGGCAAAGGACUAAAUGUAGCCAGCUAAAGCCUUUGAAUGCCUCAAAAAUAUCUCAAAAUUACCUCUAGUGUGGCUAUUGAGGUAGACAUCAGCUGAGAAUGUAAAAUUCUAUUUUGGCCAAUGUCAACUUCUUCAACAUAACAGUAUGUUAAUUUAAAAUUUAAACGGCAUCCAUCAGUUAAACUACUGGAUUCCUAUUCGGUUUCAACCUGCUCUAUGUAAUUAAUGGACAACUUCCAUACAAGGUCCAGAGACAAACGUAUCUUGUUGCUUUGCCUGGUAUGCAAAGUUUGAUCACUAAGGUUUCAUCUUACAACUGCAAAAUUCACAAAGCCUGGAAUGCAGCUAUGAAAGGAAGAAAUGUAUACAAAAGUCAAAUUGAACGCUUGUUGUCGUAAUGGUACAUUUGUAUACAGUAUCUCUGUACCGUUUUGAUGUAACUACAUAUAUAUUCUUUGCAAGUGAGCUAUUAUGACACAUUAUUCCUAAUUUAAGGUGUAUGUUUACAUAAGAUGAUCUUUGUUAAACUAAUUAUUUAUAUUAUUAUACCAGAUUUAUAUGCUUAUAAAACAUCCUUUUCAAGAUAAACACGUUCAAAUGUGCUUUAUGCAGCCACUUAGGGCGUCAAAUUCACCCUGUACACAGAGCGAUCUGACCAGUUAAAUCGGACGUGAGAAAGCCCCCAGGACAGUGAAAGAGAGAAAUCUUGUAGAUUCAGGCUAGCUCAUUUUGAUUAGACAACCUGGUUCUGUAACGUGUCUGGUGUACAGCACCGAUACACCGAUACCCUAUUUCCUGUACAGAACCAGUACUGGCCUCGUAGUUGGAUGGGAGACACUCAAAUGCAUGAAGCAUGGACAGAAAUUCGAAUCCCGGACCUCUGGAUUGACAGUCAAGUGUGUUACCACUAGACCAACGGGCCGCCCAUAUAAUGUUCUAGUCAUAUAUCACAAGCACUCAUGCGAAUCUCACGUAGUUCAGGAACGUGAUGACGUCCUCAAGCUUCUAGUUUCGCAAUAUCUUUAACUGAAGUAUUCAAAGCACUUGUAUCGAAUUAUAAAGUGCCGGCAUUGUUGUUUUGUAUAUAAUUGCUUUACGAAGAAAAGGUCGUUUUUAUCAUUUUCAUUUAUUCACUACACGCAUUUUGCCUCACAGUUUGACGGGUCCAGUAUUUGGCAAUCGUCGAUUAAUCAGGUCAACAAAAUAAAAAACUAGAAUGUGUCUGUAGGACACAGGGUGUGUCCCCCCCCCCAGGUACAUUUGUCACAAAUAAGGGGCCAUAAUUCAAAUGUUUGCAGUCUUAAUGGGGUAUAGCCUCAACAAACAUUUUAUGCAAAGGAUUCAUUAUUCUAGGCCCUAUACUUUUUGAGCUAUGAGCAUCACAAACAAAAAAUUCACUAUUUCGGCUAUUUCAAGGGCCAUAACUCUGUAAUAAGAGCUAAGAUUCUCAAGAAGAAUGCCAAGUGUGCAAGGUCUCAUCACGAUAAAAACUCCAGCAAGAUUUCCUGAAUUUACAUCUAAUACUUUUUGAGCUAGGCACAUAAUUAGGUGAAAAAGUGCAUUUUUUUUACUAUUUCUGGGGCCAUAACUUUAAAAAAGGGGGGUGGAGCCAGCCAAAAAUUAGAGGUGUGCAAGUUUAUAUCAUGAUAAAGACUUAUGCAAGUUUUCAACCAUUUAUAUUAAAUACUUUUUGAGCUAGGUGCGUCACAAGGUGAAAAUGUACAUUUUUGACUAUUUCAGGGGCCAUAACUCUACAAAUAGGGGGUGGACCCAAAUGAAAAAUAGGAGGUACGCAAGUUCAUAUCAUGAUUAAGACUCAUGCAAGGUUUCAUGAAUCUAUAUCAAAUACUUCUUGAGCUAGACGUGUCACAAGGUGAAAAUGUGCAUUUUGACUAUUUCAGGGGCCAUAACUCUGAAAAUAGGGGGCGAAGUUAGAUGAAAAGUAGGAGGUGCGCAUGUUCAUAUCAUGAUUAAGACUCAUGCAAGGUUUCAUGAAUCUAUAUCAAAUACUUUUUGAGCUAGGCAUGUCAUAAGGUGAAAAGGUGCAUUUUUGACUAUUUCAGGGGCCAUAACUCUGAAAAUAGGGGGCAGAGCUAGAUGAAAAAUAGGAGGUGCGCAUGUUCAUAUCAUGAUUAAGACGCAUGCAAGGUUUCAUGAAUCUAUAUGAAAUACUUUUUGAGCUAGGCAUGUCACAAGGUGAAAAUGUGCAUUUUCGACUGUUUCAGGGGCCAUAACGCUGAAAAUAGGGGGCGGAGCCAGAUGAAAAAUAGGAGGUGCGCAAGUUCAUAUCAUGACCAAGACUCAUGCAAGGUUUCGUGAAUCUAUAUCAAAUACUGUUUAAGCUAGACGUGUCACAAGGUAAAAAUGUUCAUUUUUGACUAUUUCAGGGGCCAUAAGUCUGAAAAUAGGGGGCAGAGCCUGGCGAAAAUUAGGAGAUGUGCAAGUUCCUAUCAUGAUAAAGACUCAUGCAAGGUUUCAUCAAUUUAUAUCAAAUACUUUUUGAGCUAGGUGCGUCACAAGGUGAAAAUGUGCAUUUUGACUAUUUCAGGGGCCAUAACGCUGAAAAUAGGGGGCGGAGCCAGAUGAAAAAUAGGAGGUGCGCAAGUUCAUAUCAGGAUUAAGGCUCAUGCAAGGUUCACGAAUCUAUAUCAAACACUUUUUGAGCUAGGCGUGUCACAAGGUAAAAAUGUGCAUUUUUGACUAUUUCAGGGGCCAUUACUCUGAAAAUAGGGGCAGAGCCUGACGAAAAAUAGGAGGUGCGCAAGUUCAUAUCAUGAUAAAGACUCAUGCAAGGUUUCAUCAAUUUAUAUCAAAUACUUUUCGAGCUAGGCGCGUCACAAACUUCGGACGGACGGACGGAUGCACGGACGGACGGACGUACGCACGGAUGCACGGACAAGACCAAAUCUAUAUGCCCCCAUCACUCAUGUGGGGUGGGGGGGGGGGGGGCACAAAAAUGAUGUGUGAUUUGUGUGUGUGUGUGUGUGUGUGUGUGUGUGUGUGUGUGUGUGUUCGGGUUUUACGUCUUGUGUAAUUUGAAGCUUAUAAUCUGAAGAAUGUGGUUUUUAUUUUGAUAAACUCUAUAAAACAUUUUCAUACCGCUAUACUUUGUUUGUUAGAAUACUGAAUUGGAACAUAAACUUUUUUUAUUUGAUAGCAAAAUAUUGAUUGAAACUAUGUAUAGUAAGCGAGUAUGGUUCUACAAUAAAGGACUAAAACGGUUUUAAUAUUAUUAUCAACAUCGUAUUAUGCUAAUAUAAAAAAUUGUAAUUAACAAUGAAUUGUCUUUUCUUUUUAUACGCCCGAAGGGACGUAUUAUGUUAUACCCCCGGUGUCCGUCUGUCCAUCUGUCUGUCCGUCCGUUAGCAAUUACGUGUCCACUCUGUAACUCUUGAACCCCUUGAAGGAUUUAAAAGAAACUUGACAAAAAUGUUCACCACACCAAGACGACGUGCAGAGCGCAUGUUUUGGAUGUCUCGCUUUAAGGUUAAGGUCACACUUAGCUUAGGGGUCAAAGGUCAUAACAGUUUGUUUCGUGUCCGCUCUGUAACUUUUGAACUGCUUAAAGGAUUUCAAAGAAACUUGGCACAAAUGUUCACCACACUGAAAUGACGUGCAGAGCGGAUGUUUUGGAUGACUCGCUUCAAGGUCAAGGUCACACUUAGGGGUCAAAGGUCAUAUAUGACUUUGCUUUGUGCAUAUUGUUCUGCAUUGCAGUGUUCUUGUUUUUAUUUGGCAGAUCCCUUUUUUGUUCGCUUACAAUAUUUUUUUUUUAAUUACUUCCCUUUUAUGUUACUAUAAAUAGCUUAUUUUGAAACUUCUUUAUUAUUGGCCAUAGGGAAAACCCAAGUCCACUUUUCUGUGGUACAACAUGGAUGGUUCCUCCAAUUUUUAGGUGUAUUUUGACAUACCUGUACCUGGUAAGGAUUUAUUUGUGGACUUAGAAUUUUUUUUUUUGGAAUUUCUCCUCUUUGUUGUUCCUGUCCUUUGGACUUUAACAGUCAAGUUCUUUAAAUUUUGCUCCCAUCCUCUGAUGUAACCAUUUGGGCGUAUAUUGCCCCGCUUGGCGGAGCUCUUGUUGUAAUAUUGCUAAGUUCUUAUAUAUUUUGAACUCAUGAAAUGUAUAUAGAAUAGAAGAAAUGAAAACCAACAGAUAACAGAUAUUCCAACAUAACAUAAAAUGAAUAUGUUGCAGGCUCGGUUUGAUUAUACCUGUUCGUGGACGAUAGCGGAAAUAUAUACUGCCGUCCAAACCCGGGUUGAGCGUGGACGGUAGAAUACAU
Messenger RNA from Mercenaria mercenaria, 8074 nucleotides. RefSeq lists its product as uncharacterized. Gene Ontology annotation, molecular function: protein binding. Gene Ontology annotation, biological process: signal transduction. The coding region runs from base 518 to 2284 and encodes 588 amino acids. The transcript is spliced from 8 exons. NCBI's taxonomy places the organism in Eukaryota, Metazoa, Mollusca, Bivalvia, Venerida, Veneridae. The record is from RefSeq and is a predicted model, not a curated record.